This is a messenger RNA of Rhagoletis zephyria (snowberry fruit fly), 2487 nucleotides long. The record is from RefSeq and is a predicted model, not a curated record. NCBI's taxonomy places the organism in Eukaryota, Metazoa, Arthropoda, Insecta, Diptera, Tephritidae.
AUGAAUCUGGUGCGAUUCCUGCAGAAGGAGGCCAGAGGCGCCCGGUACGUCGUCCUCUGGUUGGAUUGCGAUAGGGAAGGCGAGAACAUCUGCUUCGAAAUUCUCGACACGAUCGCCGAGGUGUUCCAGGUGUCAAUGGAAAAUCCGCAGACGGUCUACCGCGCCCACUUUAGCGCCAUCACCGAGAAGGACAUCAAGGAGGCCUUUCGCCACCUGCGACUGCCAAACAAGCUGGAGGCGCUCUCGGUGACCGCCCGCCAGGAGCUCGACCUCGUCAUCGGCUGCUCAUUUACGCGCUACCAGACGCGCUUUUUUCACGGCAAGUACGGCGAUCUGGACAGCUCGCUGAUCUCCUACGGCCCCUGUCAGGUGCCGACGCUCGCCUUCUGCGUCGGCCGGCACGACGAGAUUGAGGGCUUCCGGCCGACGCCCUACUGGACGCUGGCGGCGGUGGUCGCCCCCGACUCGGACAACAGCGCCCGCCAGUACCUCAGUUUGGAGUGGAUGGGCGAGCGGGAGUUCAACCACAACGCCAUCAAGUCGCUCUACAACACACUGAAGGACACGAAACAGGGCACGGUGGUGUCGGUGAAGAAGCAGCGGCGCUCCACGGCCAAGCCGAAGGCGCUCAACACUGUGGAGAUGCUGAAGGUCGCCUCGAGCAAGCUGGGCAUGGGCCCGCACCAGGCGAUGCAGAACGCAGAGCGGCUGUACACGCAGGGCUACAUCAGCUACCCUCGCACGGAGACGAAUCAGUACCCGAAGAACUUCAACCUGAUCGAGGUGCUGCAGGAGCAGGAGCGCAGCAGCAGCUGGGGCGCCGACGUCAGCGAGCUGCUGCGCACCGGCAUCAGCGCGCCCAAGUCGGGCACCGACGCCGGCGACCACCCGCCCAUCACGCCGAUGCGAUGUGCCAAUUUCAACGAGCUACUGGGCGACGCCUGGCGCCUCUACGAGUACAUUGCCCGCCACUUUAUGGCCUCGCUGGCGCCGGACAUGAUCAGCGAGGUGACCACCAUCGUGGUGGCCAUUGGCAGCCAGAAGUUCAGCACCACCACGUCGACGGUGGUCGAGCCCGGCUUCAGUCGCUUUCUGGGCAAGAGCAGCUCCACGCUGAGUGAGCAGUCGAUUCCGCUGUCGCUGAAGGAGGGCGACCGGGUGCUCGUCUCGGAGGUGAAGAUUAACAGUCACAUGACGCAGGCGCCCGGGUACCUAACCGAGUCAGAGCUGAUCACGCUGAUGGAGAAGCACGGCAUCGGCACUGACGCCUCCAUUCCGACGCACAUCAACAACAUUUGCCUGCGCAACUACGUCCAGCUGGGCAACAACCGGACGUUGGUGCCGACGAAGCUGGGCAUCAUGCUGGUGCAUGGCUACCAGAAGAUCGACCGGGAGCUGGUGGCGCCCACCAUGCGCUCCGACAUGGAGAAGGAGCUCAAUCAGAUUGCCAAGGGCCAGCUCGACUUUAGCACGGUGCUGAAGAAGAACAUCGAGUACUACCGGGGCAAGUUCACCUUCUUCUGCGAGAAGAUCCACCUGAUGGAUGAGCUCUUUGAGUCGAACUUUACCUCGCUGGUGGACAGUGGCAAGCCGUUCUCGCGCUGCGGCAAGUGCCGCCGCUUCAUGAAGCUGAUCACCGCCAAGCCGGAGCGCCUCGUCUGUCCCACCUGCAAUGAGACGUACAAUGUGCCCAUCAACGGCACGAUCAAGACGUGGAAGGACGUGCAGUGUCCGCUGGACAACUUUGACCUGCUCUACUACAGCGGCCCGACGAAGGGCUUCGUCUUCUGUCCGCUGUGCUUCACCAACCCCGCCUUUGAGGACAUGGCCAAGGGGUCGGGCUGCAACCGGUGCACCAACACCGACUGCCAGUACUCGGCGCCCUCCAACAGUAUUGGCCCCUGUACGGCCUGCACGGCCAACGGCGCCUCGCUGGUGCUCGACCAGGGCAGCGGCCCGCCCACCUGGAAGGUCUACUGCAGUCGGUGCCCUUUUACGAUGUCACUCUUCAAGGACGCCAGCCGCGUCAGCGUCCUCGCCGACCGCUGCUCCGCCUGCAAGCUGCGCCUCAUUAGGCUGAAGUUUCCCCCCGGCAAGGGCCGCCUGCCCGGCGAGCUCACCGAGUUCAAGGGCUGCCUGUGGUGCGCCGAGGAGGUGGUCGCCAUCAGGGAGGCCAUUCGCAACUACUCCAGCGGUUUCGCCGCCAACAGUGCUCGUGACGGCGCCGGCGGCAUUCACUACAACGCCGACUCGAGCAAUCGCGGUUUCCGCGGAGGUCGUGGCGGCAGGGGAGGAGGCGGCAGAGGCCGUGGACGUGGCCGAGGUCGUGGCAGAGGAAGAGGGGGAGGGGGUGGUCCUGAUGGAGAUUUCAAUGGAGGUGGUUUUGGUGGAGGUGGAGGUGAUCGUGGCGGGCGUGUCGGACCCAACAGCGGCGGGGGAAGAGGUAAUAGAGGUGGUGGCUUUCGAGGUGCACGAGGCCGCUCUUGA